AUGGGACCUUUGGCCUUCCUUCGUUUGUUGCACGUCUUCUCUGGGUGCCGCACGUCUUCCGCAGUUGGCGCACGUCUUCAGCUGUUGCUGCACGUCUUCAGCUGUUGUCGUACGCCUUUUUCUGGUUGCCGCAUGUCUUCAGCAGCUUCUCUCGAGCUGCUGGCCCAACUUUUUCCUCGAAGUCGCUCUGACGUCACCGACUACCUCGCCACUGUUGCCGGCCUGCUGUCAACCUCUUUUUAAUGUGUUCUACGUCUCCUAAAAGAAGAAAGUCAUCGAAGCGUUGUCAGUACCCGGUAGCAGUGGCAGGUAACCCAGCGCUGACUAGGCCUUACUCUCAUGAGCAAUUUUUUUUUUUCGAAAACUACUGAUUAUCAAAGUUUCAAGGAAAGUUAUUCUGUUUUGUCUCUGGAAGACUUUUUUUGUAUUUUUCAAUAAACUUGAAAGUCGCAGACUAGAAUGAAAAUUGAUACCAGAAAUAAGUAAUAGGAAAGCAGAUAUGAAGUGGAAGCCGUUGCUCAAGUCGUAAUGUCCUGAAUAUUUUUUUAUUCUCUUCCUUUUUUUCUCGUUUUGUUUUCUCUCGUUUUCGUUCGCUCCUCACUAAAAUUUUUUUUCAGUGGGGUCCUCUUUGGUUGCGUUAGAAUAGUUGUCGCCCCCCACGAAGGAGGGGGCGACAAUUAUUUAUGUGAGUUUUUAAUUUUUUUAUUUUUUUCGAGUAAAAAAAUUUUUGAAAUAGGAAGUUUUUCGAGUAAAAAAAUUUUUGAAAUAGGAACCCUUUUGAAACUUUUAAGAAUUUUUUUGGUUUAAAAAAGUUGAGGAUCUCGGAAAGUGAACAUUCAUUAGAUCAAAUCCUACUGUACUGACUGUUUACAAAAAUUAAGAUAAUAUAUAUAGUCUGUUCAGAUUUCAAAUGUCGAUUCUCGCUGAAGCUCCGCUCUCUAAUGGCGCGAUGAACCAAUCAGAGAGCGAGCCAUCCACAGAGCUUUUCAAAUGACGUCAUUGCAAUUGACUUUCAAAAUCUGAACAGACUAUAAAUUUCAACACUUUCAACACUAUAAAUUUCAGCACUCAACAAAAACGACCCGUCGUUUUUGCAGCCCAGUUCACUAGUGAUCGCCUGUGAGUUUUGAAACUUCCAUUUGAUAUACAUAAUUGCAACAUUUUCAGAAUAUAUUGUAAGACACCUAUCCACACCACAGGUGCAGUAAUAAAAACGGAGUUCUUUCUUCCGUGGGGGACAUUGCCGCAGGUAUUGAAGUUCAAAGUUCAUGCUCGAAUCUCUUUUCAGAUUUGUACUUAGCGGCAAUUCCUGGGUGUUCGCGACAAAUGGAGGAGUGGCAGUGCGGGUAAAUUAAAAAAUUCCAAAGCAUUAGUGAAUUUCUUUUUUACAGACAAAAAGGGAGGGUCGCGAACAGUCCGCAUCUAUCGCCACUACUCCUCCAAAAAUUUGUGCCUAUGAUGUUCUUCUCGUGA
Molecule: messenger RNA, 1473 nt
Organism: Caenorhabditis auriculariae
Lineage: Eukaryota; Metazoa; Nematoda; Chromadorea; Rhabditida; Rhabditidae
Source: the annotation of a GenBank genome assembly